CUGAGAUCCUCCCUCAAGCUCCUGCUACACGGAUGUCACCACAACCCAGCAGCUCCUGCAAACGCAGAAACCAUGGGAAGGACACGGAAGCCUUGAGGGUGGCGUGGACAGAUCUCUGUGGCAAGGAUUAAUGUCCAGACUUGGUUCCUAUUGGCUCCUGACUCUCUCUACCAGGCAGCCAGAGCCCAGACCAUGUUUACAGGGCCUCCUCAAUCCCCACUGUGGAAGGAAGUUUGGCACCUGCCUAUCGGUGCCACUGAUACCCAGGCUGGUGCAGGCGACUUUUAGCCAGGACAAUACCCCAACUGGAAGCAGCAACAGCAGCAGCAGCAGGAGGAGGUGGAACAGAGGCCAGGGGUGCAGGACAGCUGUGGAGCUGGCCUGAACUUUGGACCUUGUCUUCCAGUAGGAAAUCAGUCUCUCAGAAGGCGAUCAUGGCCUCCAAGCCUGAGAAAAGGGUGGCCUCCUCUGUCUUCAUCACCCUGGCACCGCCACGCCGAGAUGUAGCCGUGAGUGAGGAAGUGGGCCAGGCAGCUUGUGAAGCCAGACGCGCUCGGCCCUGGGAGAUGCUUCCCACAAAGACACCUGGGGCCGCAGUGGGCAGGAGCCCCAAGACCUGGACGCCCUCUGGCAAGACCAAUGCCUCACUCUCUGGAGUCACACCUCAGCUCUCCAAUGGAGGAUGCUCUCUCCCACCUCCUUCCCUGAAUGAGGAGGACCUAGACCUCCCGCCUCCUCCACCGCCCCCUUCUGCCUACCUGCCUCUCCCAGAAGAGGAGCCUCCUGUCUUACCAGGGAAGUCGCUCAUUUCCGACUUGGAGCAACUGCACCUGCCCCCACCCCCGCCUCCACCCCCGCCACAGGCUCCAUCAAAGGGAUCGUCUGUCCACCCUCCGCCUGGUCACGCCAUACCCUCGGAAGAGGAGCUUCCUCCUCCUCCAGAAGAGCCUGUCACACUUCCAGAGAGAGAAGUGUCCACGGAUGUCUGUGGUUUCUGUCACAAGCCUGUGUCUCCUCGAGAGCUGGCUGUUGAGGCCAUGAAGAGGCAGUACCACGCCCAGUGCUUCACCUGUCGUACCUGCCGCCGCCAGUUGGCUGGACAGAGAUUCUACCAGAAGGAUGGGCGCCCCCUGUGCGAACCCUGCUACCAGGAUACUCUGGAGAAGUGUGGCAAGUGCGGAGAGGUGGUCCAAGAGCACGUGAUCCGGGCCCUGGGCAAGGCCUUCCACCCACCCUGCUUCACCUGCGUGACCUGUGCCCGCUGCAUCAGCGACGAGAGCUUUGCGCUGGACAGCCAGAACCAGGUGUACUGUGUGGCUGAUUUCUACAGGAAAUUUGCCCCCGUGUGCAGCAUCUGCGAGAAUCCCAUCAUCCCCCGAGACGGGAAGGACGCCUUCAAAAUCGAGUGCAUGGGAAGGAAUUUCCACGAGAACUGUUACCGCUGUGAGGACUGCAGCGUGCUCCUGUCUGUGGAACCUACCGACCAAGGCUGCUACCCACUGAAUGACCACCUCUUCUGCAAGCCCUGUCACCUGAAGCGGAGUGCUGCUGGUUGCUGCUGAAGAGUCCCGAUAGCUGGCCCUUCCCUGACUUGGUUUCCCCUCCUGACUUUUCUUGAGUACUUUCUUUUUGAACCUCACUGGGCACCAGCACACUGCUCAGCCCAUAGUGUCUAAAUGCACAGACAGGCUUGAGACACUGGGCUUUGGCCUCCUAGUACACAGCACCCCCCACCCCCAGACUUUCUACUCCUCUCCCUUCAUUGACCAGGAGGCCUCUCACCACCAGACUGCAACCCUGGUCCAUCUCUAGUGCUGCCCUGACAUGUUUAUGGGGACAGGUCUCAGGAUGAUACCUGUGUCUCUGACCAUGAUGCUUAGCUGCCUAGCAGAAGGCGCUGAGACCUCAGCUUAGAUUGUAGAGCUAAGUUGUUUGAAGUGCGCCUUCUCAGCCACUCCAAAAAGUAUUUUUUGAGAAUAUAAGUGUGUAGUAGACAUGAUAGCACACACCUUUAAUCCCAGCACUUGGGAGGCAGAGGCAGGUGGAUUUCUAUGUUCAAUCUAGUCUGAUCUACUAAAAGAUUCAAAACAAUAUUCUUUGGAUUUGGGGGAGAGAAAUCUUUGAAUUUUUCUCUUUUUCUUUUUUUGGUGGGGUAAAAUCAGUAAACAUCUUCCCUUGGUUCAGGGGCUGCGAAGAUGGCUCGGUGAUGAAGAGCGAGCUCUUGCUCCUCUUGCGGAGGACCAGAGUUCAUUUCCCAGCAUCCCUCAUGGAGGCUCAUAACUACCUGUCCUGCAACUCCAGUUUCCGGAGAGCUGGCGCCCUCUGCUGGCCUCCUUGGAACCUUAAUGCAUGUGGUGUACACGCUUACACUCAGGCACACACACAUACAUUAAAAAAAAAAAAACAAUUUAGCCAUGUCUAAUGGCAAACACCUUUAAUCUCAGUACUUGGGAGGCAGAGACACAUGGAUCUCUGCAUUUGAAGGCAGCCACAGCUACAAUCUUAAAAUGCACAAACUACUGGGGUUUGGUGGUGCAAAUCUGUGAUCCCAGUGCUGGGGGAAAUUGCCAGAAGCUUGCGACCUGCUUAGACUUCAUAGAAUUCCCAAUCAGUUUUGGCCACAUUCAGAGAUUUGUCUCAGAAAAUAAUAAUAAAUCAUAAGUGCAUAGAACGUGAGGUAGCGGCGACCCAGCCUUCCUUCCUGUAGAAUCCGUGCUGAGCUGGGCUCAGGAUGGGAGGGAGGAUGGUCACGUGCCUCUGCUUGCUUCCACACCCUGUGAGCUCCUGUGAGGGGCUCCCAGACCUGGAUUAAGAGCCUUUGAUUUGCUAAGGAACAAGUUCGAGGCUGAGCCUCCUUCCUCCAGACUUUACUGGGGCUCUGGCCUCUACAAGUGCGCGCACGCGCGCACACACACACACACACACACACACCAAAGAGGCUAGGGAAAGAAGUCACAUCUCUUUGGUCUCCCAUGUGUGCCACCCAGCCUCCACUUCAGCUUUGCUGCUAGGCUGCCCGUAACCACUGUCUCUGUGAAGCCACACCUAGAACAUUCUCCCUCUUAAGGAAAUUCACUUUAAGGCAGGCAAGAUGAUUCAGCUGGUAGAGGUGCUGGCUUCCAAGUCUGAUGGCCGGAGUCCUGUCUCUGGGACCCACAGUGAAGGAGAGAGCCAAUUCUAUAAGUUGUCCUCUGGUUUACACCUGCAUACCAAGAUACACGUUUGUGCACACACAUCUAAUAGAGAUAAAAUGUAAAGUAGAAAAAAAAUCAUUUUUGUGCUUUGUAACUUCUAAGUUGCACACAGAAAAAAAUAAACAUAUGUUCUUUC
Molecule: messenger RNA, 3330 nt
Organism: Mus musculus (house mouse)
Lineage: Eukaryota; Metazoa; Chordata; Mammalia; Rodentia; Muridae
Gene: Fblim1
Product: filamin binding LIM protein 1
Exons: 11
Coding region: 435-1562 (375 amino acids)
Biological process (GO): cell-cell adhesion; regulation of integrin activation
Cellular component (GO): cytoplasm; focal adhesion; cell junction
Molecular function (GO): filamin binding
Source: RefSeq, a predicted model, not a curated record